Messenger RNA from Salarias fasciatus (jewelled blenny), 2748 nucleotides. RefSeq names its product OMA1 zinc metallopeptidase (gene oma1). Gene Ontology annotation, biological process: protein quality control for misfolded or incompletely synthesized proteins; mitochondrial protein processing. Bases 403 to 1941 code for a protein of 512 amino acids. NCBI's taxonomy places the organism in Eukaryota, Metazoa, Chordata, Actinopteri, Blenniiformes, Blenniidae. Gene Ontology annotation, molecular function: metalloendopeptidase activity. The record is from RefSeq and is a predicted model, not a curated record. Gene Ontology annotation, cellular component: mitochondrial inner membrane. The transcript is spliced from 8 exons.
ACUGUGAACAGCGUGAAGUCCGUGGCAAAAACAUCGCGAACUUCGAUAUUUUUCCUGUGUAAAACCGAUGCUUGCCUUGGCACUGAGAGGAACUGUUAGGCAGAGCGCCAAAUGGUUGUGUUGAAGCAACUUUCAGACUUUUGGAAGCUUCUUCGAGAGGUUAAAGGGACUGUGGUAACCAAGGUUACUCCAAGCAAGUGUCCACGUUCAGCAAAGACUUCGACAACAGAGAGAAACCGCAUUUGAAACAUGAACUUAAACAACUCAAGAGGAGCUAAAGACUGGUGUUAUUAUCCUAUGACGAACAUUCUCCAGUGUAAGGUAACAUCUCUCUACUUCUUGGACCCCAAACAGCAGCGGUCACCUUUCUGGAGUGAGUGAAAUUGCAGAGUUGUGAGUACGAUGGCUUUACUUUGCGGAAGUCUCGUGAGGAGCGGUCGCUUGGCUCACAUCCCUUCACACCUGACACGAAACCUGCAGGUCUACAGACACUGGGAGAAAUCCUCCUUGUACUGCCAGAUCACAAAAACGGUCGCCUGGACAGGACCACAUUAUUCGUUGAGUACCAAUGGAGGAUAUAAGAUGUGUUUACGGACUUGUGCCAGACCCAGUGUACUGGCUUCUGGUGGUCCUGUCCUGACACAGUACCCACAGCACUUCCACACAUCGGCCCCCCUGAAGGCCCUGCCCAUGCCCUUCAUUUGGAUCAUACUCAAACCUCUGCAGAAGCUUGCUGCUAUAAUUCUGGGCAGAAGUAUUAGGAAGUGGUGGGUGGCUCUACCAGACAACCGGCGGCAGCUCCUGCGGGAAUGGACCUGGCAGCGCCGCUGGUAUCUGGCAUCAGGGGCAGGUGUUGCCAUGGUGAUUGUAGCCCUCCUGCUUCUAACUCACCUGGAUGAGACCCCAGUGACAGGACGGACCCGCCUCCUGGUGUUCAGCAGAGAAAACUUCAUGGAGCUGGCAGCUGUGACUUCAGACUCAUACAUGAAGGAGUUUGCAGAGCUGCUGCUUCCGGUCGCUGACCCCCGUCACCAGGUGGUGGAGCGGGUGGUGCAGCACCUGGCGCAAAGGAACAAGGACAUCCCUGAAGUAACUGAGGUCACAUGGAGUGUGCAUGUGGUGCAAAGUCCCAACAUCAACGCCUUUGUCCUACCAAACGGGAAGGUGUUCAUGUUUACCGGGAUGCUGGACGUGGUGGCAGAUGUUCACCAGCUCACUAUUGUCCUUGGACAUGAGAUGGCUCAUGCUAUACUGGGACACUCUGCAGAGAAGGCCAGUCUGUCCCAUGUGUUGGACCUCCUCUCCGUGGUUCUGCUGACGGCCAUCUGGGCCAUGUGUCCCAAAGACAGCCUGGCAUUGGUGGGACAGUGGGCACAGGACAAGCUUAAGCAGCUGAUGUUCAGUCGCCCCUACAGUCGUAAACUGGAGACUGAGGCAGAUCUGGUGGGACUGCAGCUGGCUGCAAAGGCAUGUGCAGAUGUUCGAGCAGGUCCUGUUUUCUGGCAGCAAAUGGACAUCAGAGACCAGCUGACGGGACAGCCGGAGCUCCCCGAGUGGCUGUCCACACACCCGUCUCACAGGAACAGAUUCACUCAGCUGGACCGUCUCAUACCGCAGGCUCUGGAGUUGAGGGAGAGUUGUGUGUGUCCUGCCCUACCGGCCACUGACCCACGCACCGUCUUCUCUAAGAGCGUAAAGGUGUUACUGGAAAAGUCAACGCACCAGGGGAUCGUAGGACCAGAGAGGGCACUCAUGCCCCACCCAACCAGCAGCCCCACCUCACUCCCCGCAGCUCUACCUGCAGCAUUACUGGCCCAGUCUGAAACUCCUUUUAAUGCAAAUGUGGGCAAGUUGGGGGAAGUUGCCCAGGAAGCACCUCUUGUUGCUGCUGCUGCUGCUGCUGCUGCUGCUGGUGGGGGGGGCAGGAUCCCAUCCAACUGACAGGGGGUGUUCAGUCAGUCCUCUCAAACUUCCACUCGACAAAUCUGACUGACUGCACUGGAGUAUUUAUUGUACUUGAGAGGCUUUUUCUUCUCGCCUGUCAAAUUUCAAAGCCUGUUGGUGGUAAAGGUGGUGAAGUUUCCACCUAUGGACGACCAGACGACCAGCACAGUGAAGCGUCUAUAUGGGGGGGCCGUGUGAGAUAAGGUGAAAGUACAAACGAGUGGCAAAAGUCAGCAAUAUGAUAGUGAGACUGUUAUCCAUGUCUUGCGACUCCAAAGAUUGCAACAUUAAUUAGAUAACCUUGGAGGCGGAAAUGCUGAAUUAAUUAGCAAAGCUUCCAUACGUCGUGAGAUUAAUAUGUGCAUUAUUCAUUGAUACACAGCAACAGACGAGGGUAAGCACUUAUGUGUGCAUGUUGGAGGCUGCGACCACGGCAGGCAGAGGACAUCUGCAUUCUCAUUACGGCUGCAGCGCUCUCAUGCCACAUACACAGCACUUUAUGCAUUCUCCAGCCAGAGGGGCUUAAUGGUGUAAAUUUAUGCUGGGUUGUUUUUAGGGGGUUUUAAAACAGUCUUCUGCACAUGAAUGCCAAUAUUAGCUGUCAAGCUUUUAGAAAUCUUUCAAGGGAUUUUUAUUUUGGUAAAAAAAAGAAAAAAAUCUUAUUUAACAAAGCAAGUUGAGUGAGUAAAUGUUCACAUUUACUGCAACCGCCUGCGGGAGCCGUCGCACAAUGAAAAGAGGAGGCCAGUUAUGGUUCAACUUCUGGUAAUCCUUUAUGCGUGUGUGCUGUAAUAAAAUUGUUAC